Talpa occidentalis (Iberian mole) is the source of this 774-nucleotide messenger RNA. It is a transcript of the gene RNF186, whose product is annotated as ring finger protein 186. Gene Ontology annotation, biological process: intrinsic apoptotic signaling pathway in response to endoplasmic reticulum stress; protein K63-linked ubiquitination; protein autoubiquitination. The transcript has a single exon. Gene Ontology annotation, cellular component: endoplasmic reticulum membrane. Gene Ontology annotation, molecular function: ubiquitin protein ligase activity. The coding region runs from base 1 to 684 and encodes 227 amino acids. NCBI's taxonomy places the organism in Eukaryota, Metazoa, Chordata, Mammalia, Eulipotyphla, Talpidae. The record is from RefSeq and is a predicted model, not a curated record.
AUGGCCAGCACUGAGGCCCCACUGCAGCCAGCCCCACCAUGGCCCCAGCCCAGCCCUGACGCCGCCACCACGGGCCCGCCAGGAGCUCAGCAUGGCUUCUCCGAGGGCGACCUGGAAUGCCUGGUGUGCCGGGAGCCCUACAGUGGUGCCCGGCCACCCAAGCUGCUGGGCUGCCAGCACUCCUUCUGUGCCGUCUGCCUGAAGCUCCUGCUAUGCGUGCAGAACGACACCUGGUCCAUCACCUGUCCGCUAUGCCGCAAGACCACCGCUGUCCCCGGAGGCCUCAUCUGCAGCCUGCGUGACCAGGAGGCCAUGGUGGGGUGGCUGGCCUGGUCACACCCAGAGGUGCAACUCUGUCCCCAGGGGCUGGUGGAUUCUGCCACCCUAGCAGCAGGACACCCCAGCUUGGCAGGAGAGGAUGGGCAGGACCUAGUGAGUGCUAACCGCAUGGCGGCCCGGCGCCUGGCAGCUCACCUGCUCCUGCUGGUCUUGCUCAUCAUGCUCAUCUUGCCCUUCAUCUACCCCGGUGCCACCCAGUGGGUACUCACCCUCAUCAUCGCCCUGGCCCUGCUGAUGUCCAGCCUCUUCUGCUGUCACUCCUGCAGUCAGGGCAGCUGCUGGCCUGCCCCCAGGACUGUCCUCCACAGAGAGCAGAAACCCAGCGAGGUCUCUUCCAUUGCCUGAGACCCUCAGACCGGACAGAGCCUACCGCGCCUCCUGCCUCUUGCACCCCAUUCCUCUCACAGUGAACCGGAUAAAGGGCUGUGAACUAAG